Messenger RNA from Prunus persica (peach), 675 nucleotides. RefSeq names its product putative receptor-like protein kinase At3g47110. Gene Ontology annotation, molecular function: protein kinase activity; ATP binding. Gene Ontology annotation, biological process: protein phosphorylation. The transcript is spliced from 2 exons. Bases 1 to 675 code for a protein of 224 amino acids. The record is from RefSeq and is a predicted model, not a curated record. NCBI's taxonomy places the organism in Eukaryota, Viridiplantae, Streptophyta, Magnoliopsida, Rosales, Rosaceae.
AUGGUUUCAACAAGAGGGUAUGUGUACAGUUUUGGAAUUGUAGUGAUGGAAACAUUCACAAGAAGGAAGCCAACAUAUGAGAUGUUUGUAGGGGAAAUGAAUUUAAAUUUGUCAGAUGUUGCGGCGGCAUUGGAAUACCUUCAUCAUGGUUGUGCAAUACUUAUUGUCCACUGUGACUUGAAGCCGAGCAAUAUACUACUAGAUGAUGCUAAGGUUGCACAUGUUGCUGAUUUUGGAAUUGCAAAACUCUUGGGUGGAGGAGAUUCUAUGACCCAAACCAUGACCCUAGCCACAGUUGGGUACAUGGCUCCAGCAGAGUACGAAAUGGAAGGAAUUGUUUCAACUAGAGGGGAUGUGUACAGUUUUGGAAUUGUAUUGAUGGAAACAUUCACAAAAAGGAAGCCAACAGGUGAGAUGUUUGUUGGGGAAAUGAAUUUAAAGCAAUGGGUUUCAAAUUCACUACUAGCAGACGCAAUCGUUGAAGUUGUGGAUGCAUAUUUACUUGGGGCAGAGGAAGAUCAUUUUGUAGCCAAGAGGGAUUGUUUAUCGUCCAUUAUGAGAUUAGGUCUUGCUUGUUCUGCAGAAUCACCCGAAGAAAAGAUGAGUAUGCAAGAAGUUGUGGUCACACUCAAUAGAAUCAAGAUCAAAUUUUUGAAGGACAGUGGAGUUGAGUAG